CAGCCCGGCCCCGGCCACACUGACUUCCGGCCGCUGGCAGAACACUUCCGCUUCCGGGUCAGUCUCGGCCUCGCUCUCCGCGGGACUGACGGGCAGCGACCGCGGCGGCCGGCAGCAUGAUCGAAGUUGUCUGCAACGACCGGCUGGGCAAGAAAGUGCGCGUGAAAUGCAACACUGAGGACACGAUCGGCGACCUGAAGAAACUCAUCGCGGCUCAGACUGGGACCCGGUGGGACAAAAUUGUGCUGAAGAAAUGGUACACAAUUUUCAAGGACCAUGUAUCACUGGGAGACUAUGAAAUCCAUGAUGGCAUGAACCUGGAGUUAUAUUAUCAGUAGCCUUGACUCUAGCUGCAGUUGCAUAUGGCAGGCAUCACUUUUCUAAUUUUUUUUCUAAUAUAAAACUUGUCUAUAAACUUUAUUUCAUGUAAGUUAAACAUUAAAAGCUCAAGUUGUGCAUGUAGUUUUAUCAGAUGUCUUUAGCUUUGAUGGCAAUAAAACUAUCUGCAAACUUGUAAGAAGGUUGAUUUUGUUUUAAAAAAUUGUGCAUAAUAAAUGUCUCCCGACAACUUCA
Dermochelys coriacea (leatherback sea turtle) is the source of this 573-nucleotide messenger RNA. It is a transcript of the gene UBL5, whose product is annotated as ubiquitin like 5. The transcript has 5 exons. Gene Ontology annotation, cellular component: cytoplasm; nucleus. Gene Ontology annotation, molecular function: protein binding; protein tag activity. The record is from RefSeq and is a predicted model, not a curated record. Gene Ontology annotation, biological process: mRNA splicing, via spliceosome; protein modification process. The coding region runs from base 117 to 338 and encodes 73 amino acids. NCBI's taxonomy places the organism in Eukaryota, Metazoa, Chordata, Testudines, Dermochelyidae.